CUGGGGCUUCCUCUUUGGAGUUGAGUCAUUCUAUUCCGAGAUACUGUGCAUCAUGAGCACAAUAAGACGCCCAUCCAGAUCCUGAACCCUUUCUCCGCGCCGCCUCCAUCUGCGACUCGACUGACUCUCCUCACUUCCCGCUCCCACAUCACACCAUGGAGCACUUCUCCCCUCAGGACACGAAGAACGUCGCCGGACGAGCCGGAGGUGGUCCUUCGCCUGGCCCACCUUCCCAAUAUCCCCAAAGUGGCCGAUUUCAACAGCCCAGUCCUCCAGUCGGACCCCCCCACUCCCAGCAACAUCAAAUGCCACCAGGAAACACACCACCGCAGCAACAGGGCGGAGCGCCAGUGCUACCGUCCGGGCCGCCGCAAUUACCUCCGCAACUGUUCACAACUGCUGCGCAACUUUUAGAUUUAACCGACAAGAAACUUGUUCUGAUCCUUCGUGACGGUCGCAAAUUAAUCGGAGUGCUACGAAGCUGGGACCAAUUCGCGAACUUGGUCCUUCAAGAUACGGUCGAACGAGUUUAUUCCGGAAAUCUCUACGGAGAAGAACCGCGUGGCGUAUAUUUAGUACGAGGAGAAAAUGUCCUUCUCCUUGGAGAGAUCGAUCUCGACAAGGAAGACGAUAUACCUGAACCUUACCGUCAAGCGCCGUACAAGGAAGUUCUUGAGAUGAAGCAACGAGAGGAUUCCGAGCGAAAAAGGACAGACAAACGCCGCGGCGGGAAGCUACAAACCCUUGGGUUCGAGGCUGAACACAGUGGUGAAGUCUUAUUCUGAUACUUACAAGAAGCUACACAUCAGGCCACUAUAAGAUCGGUUUGAUGCUAUGUGGUUGACUAUAGGGGCCCACGAACAGAGGCCCUGAUGUAUUGAAAUUCUAUGCAUUGCCUUUGGCAGUAGGACCGGGGAUACCCAUGUCGAAGGCUUUACUGCCAGAAUCAUGGAAAUGGACACGAAAAGUCAUGUCCACCCCCGCUUAAACAUCCUAUCUACAGAACUGGGGCCUGCGCUUGGUUCGAUCGGACUAGCAUAUUCCAAAUGUUGGCGAGAAGCACAGGGUGCAUUAGGCGGAGCAGAGGGGGAGGACCAGAUCCAACUAUUGUUGAAUACAAGAGAUGCGAAGCAAACCGACCUGAACAUCCAAUUCUAUACUCUUUCUUUCGAAGGUCAA
Messenger RNA from Coccidioides immitis RS, 1179 nucleotides. Its product is annotated as small nuclear ribonucleoprotein. Bases 156 to 785 code for a protein of 209 amino acids. Lineage: Eukaryota; Fungi; Ascomycota; Eurotiomycetes; Onygenales; Onygenaceae. Gene Ontology annotation, cellular component: P-body; Lsm1-7-Pat1 complex. Gene Ontology annotation, molecular function: RNA cap binding. Gene Ontology annotation, biological process: deadenylation-dependent decapping of nuclear-transcribed mRNA. The transcript has 4 exons. The record is from RefSeq and is a predicted model, not a curated record.